This is a messenger RNA of Cuscuta campestris, 857 nucleotides long. Lineage: Eukaryota; Viridiplantae; Streptophyta; Magnoliopsida; Solanales; Convolvulaceae. The record is from the annotation of a GenBank genome assembly.
GAUUUGAUUUUUUUGUGUGCUACAUUUUGAUGUUCUUGUGAAAUUUGUUUCCCAGAUUGACGACGAAAGAUGGGGCGUUGAAGAAGAAGAAGAAGAAGAAGGAUCGGAUCAUGACGACGAAGGUGAAAGGCUUGAUAAAGGGGCUGAGAUAUAUAUCUCAGAUAUUUGAUGAAGAAAAAGAAGCAGAGAUUCAGAUUGGGUUCCCCACUGAUGUUAAACAUGUUGCCCACAUUGGAUGGGAUGGUCCUUCUGCUGCUGAUAAUCCCGCCUGGAUGCAGGGCUUCAAUGGAGCUUUAAAAUCCGCCCCUUUAGGCUCCCCGCCGCCUGCCGAUUCCAAAGACAACCCAGAGAUCAAAUGGGUUUCUGAAGAUACGAGGGGAAGAGGGGGAAGAUCGGGGAGCAGAGAGGCCGCGGAUGGGCAGAAGUCCUCCGGACGCCACCCUUCUUCCGGCGAGAACGACGGCGGCGCCAGUGGCUCCCCGAAAUCAUCUAAGCCGAGGCAGUCCAGGCGGCACAAGAGCGCUGCGGACGGUACCAAGUCUGCCGCCACCGCGGCGUCUGAUUCCUCCGUUCCGGACGUUGCCAAGAAAUCGCGACGAAAGAAAUCCAAGGAUUUCACGGCGGAUAGCUGCUCCCGCUCCUCGCGGACCAGCAGAAGCGCCGCCGCCCCUACCGCCACGGCGGCCGCCGCAUCAGACGCCGAUCAAGGACCUUCCCCACAUGCACAAGAACAACUGGAAAAUUGUUGAAGCCACCCACCCCCCGUCCGGCCGCCGGCCGAUUUUGCCAUGCCCAAAAUUUUGCAGACGACAAUUCCUUUAAACCUCAAAUCAUUGUAAAAAAAACCACAUCAUUUG